Labrus mixtus (cuckoo wrasse) is the source of this 1836-nucleotide messenger RNA. RefSeq names its product calmodulin 2a (phosphorylase kinase, delta) (gene calm2a). Lineage: Eukaryota; Metazoa; Chordata; Actinopteri; Labriformes; Labridae. The transcript is spliced from 6 exons. The record is from RefSeq and is a predicted model, not a curated record. Bases 143 to 592 code for a protein of 149 amino acids. Gene Ontology annotation, molecular function: calcium ion binding.
GAGGAGUUUAGGAUAGCCGUUAAAGGCGAGUCCAGUUGCCUCUGUGUCAGUGUGUUCAUUGAGUGUUAGUGGACUGAGGCGUCACUUUGGCUUUUAUUUGAUACGGAUUUUGCCGUGAAACAGCCACCACAUCUUCAUCCAAAUGGCUGAUCAACUUACAGAGGAGCAAAUUGCCGAGUUCAAGGAGGCGUUCUCGCUCUUUGACAAAGAUGGAGACGGUACCAUCACCACCAAAGAGCUGGGCACAGUCAUGCGCUCUCUGGGCCAGAACCCCACAGAGGCCGAGCUGCAGGACAUGAUCAAUGAGGUGGAUGCUGAUGGUAAUGGAACGAUAGACUUCCCAGAGUUUCUGACCAUGAUGGCCCGGAAGAUGAAGGACACAGACAGCGAGGAGGAGAUCAGAGAAGCAUUCCGCGUCUUUGACAAGGAUGGUAAUGGAUACAUCAGUGCUGCUGAGCUGCGCCAUGUGAUGACAAACCUGGGGGAGAAGUUGACUGACGAGGAGGUGGACGAGAUGAUCAGAGAAGCAGACAUUGACGGAGACGGACAGGUCAACUAUGAAGAAUUCGUACAAAUGAUGACGGCGAAGUGAAGGCCUUGUACAGAUUUCGUAUAUAAAUAAUUUGCCUUUUUUUCUUUGUGUAAUUUAUCUGUAAAAUCUUAAUAGCCCCCUUCGUCCCGCCCCCUCUGCUGUCCAAAGGAACUGCAUGUAAACUGCAUAGGCUCUUGUCCCCAUGUCCCUUUCUUUUGCUGUCAUGGUGUUUUGGAGUGACAGAACGGUCAUACAACCAGAAGCCUGCGGAGGCCCCUGGGAGCCGGAGAACUUCGAAUCUUCCCGUCUUGUGUGCUCGGGGCCCCUCCACGCAUGGCGACAUUGGAAACCUGUCAGCUGGUUGUCACUUGGCAACACUGUUGGCAUGGAAACAAUGUAGAGGAGUUUAAACUCUGCAUGGACUAUGGACAAAGUAUAUAUGGAAAUCUCUCAGCAUUGCACUACUGCAAAAAAAUGACACGGGUGUAUCUCCUAGGUACUCGUACAAACUCUUUUUGUAUCUGCUGUUCUAUAUCAGAAAACGACUAAUCUUACCAUGCUUUUUAAUGUUUUACUCACUUUUACUUUUCUUUCUUUUCUCUUUUUUCUUUUUUUUAAUGACCACUGGUCAUGCCUCAAAUAAUCCAUUCCAAGUUGUAUAUUUUUGUUUUCCAAUAAAAUUUACAAUCUACCCGGAUUUGAAAAUUGUCUUGUUUUCUCAGUUCUAAUGGAUCCUUGAGUUUGUAUGCCCUGUAAUAAUUCCCAUUUUUGUAUUGAGGACAGGAUGCUCCAUUUUUGAUAGGAUCUUUUUUUUCUCUCUUCUUUUUCUUGUUGCUUAGAAUACACAUGAAAUGUUUACCAUUUGAAAUAAAGUGUCCCCUGUUAUUUCCCCAAAGCACUGAGGAGCAUCAGCCAAUGCCUCUUAAUGUUCAGAUAAGCUCAGAUCGAAUCUGUAUUGUCAUUGAAAUAAAAGCACCGAGUGGGAUCAAAGGCUUCUAUUUUAAAGUGCACACGAUGGUCCUCGACUUUAAUUAGCCUUGUUCUGUCCAGCUCCCCCCACUGACUGCACGGGCCGCGUGUUGUCUGCUGCUGAUGGCACCAUUUAGAAGCUGCCUCAUGUCUUAUUUGGCGUUGAUGCGGUGCAGGAGAUUGAGCGUACAUCAGAAACAUGGUGUAAAUAGAGGUGUACCUGUUCUGUUUUUUUGUUAAUUUCUGAUUAUUGAGUUUGUUACAGUAGCUUGCAGAGAUACUAAGUUUGUUAUUUUGAUGAAUGACAAAAAUAAAGCUCUAUUGUGGACCUCUGA